Molecule: messenger RNA, 2121 nt
Organism: Tilletiaria anomala UBC 951
Lineage: Eukaryota; Fungi; Basidiomycota; Exobasidiomycetes; Georgefischeriales; Tilletiariaceae
Exons: 5
Coding region: 187-1947 (586 amino acids)
Source: RefSeq, a predicted model, not a curated record
GGCCGUCCCGCCGCUCUUCCGGCGCUACCCGUCGAAGGCGGAUGGCUUGCGUGCGCUGCACCACAUGCAUGAGCAGCAGGGCAGCGCAGUCGGACAUCUGGUCGAUCCGGAGCCUUUGCGCCCGGCUAUCACACGCCGUUCGCUUUCAAAUCCAAGCCUCUCGAGGUGGGAGAUAGCGUGCUGAGGAUGAACCCUCGCAAAACGCAUGUUUUACUCUUGGAUCAUCUUGGUCUCAUCCAGGCCGUCUCGAUCGCAGAGUGCAGCCUUGAUUUCAGGACGUUGUUUAACCAGCGGUGGCAUACGCUCGGGCCCGGUGGCAUAGCCCUCAGUCCUCCCUGGGAGACCUUGAGUCGGGAGAACGAGACGAGCUACACCAUCUGGCCCGAAGUCUCGCUGCAGACUAUACUUGCUGCGAUGCAGCAGGCACCGGUGUGGGAGGCGAUGACGGCGGCAACGGCAGUGCAUCAGCCCGGAGGCCGUAUGGCCAAGCAAGACGGGCCAUCAAGUGCAGUAAAUGGCGGCGUGGGCAGCAAAAGCAAUGAGCCGAAAAGGCGACGGAGCAGUGCUACUUCUGGCGUCUCCGCGAGCGAUGUAUACGCUCAGGCCAGACUAGAGUGGCACGUGGACUCUUGCAAACAAGCACAGCGCUUGCUCUCCAACCCCGCCGCUGCUCACCUAAUCGAGAUCGAGUAUUGCGAGAAGAGUCAGUUCGCUUUUUUCCAGGGUUCGAUCAUUAACACGUACCUUCAAGACGCUGUCGCAGGCUACCAGCAGCAGACGAUUGCUGAGAGAGAGAUGCGUGACACACCCGCAGAGAACCCCGUUCCCCGCAGCGGUAAGCGGCCCACAUUAAGCGCCAACUCGGCCGGGCAGCUGCUGGCACGAGCAGAGACGCGCCAUCGGCUGGCACUGCUACUUAGUCUGCUCGUUGCAUGCGCACAGUACAUCGGACCACUGGAGCUGCAAGUCGACUCGGUGUGUACGUCCCUCUCGACGUGGGAGUUUGCGUUUACGGCAAUGAAGCUGGCCUGGCGCCUACUGCAACCCCGUUCGCCGGAUGGGAUCUACAGAGUGGAGGAAGUCAGCCUUGAGGUCCUCGUCGCGCUUACCCAUCUCGUCGAUGCGAUCAGGACGCACCCACAGCAUACGGACAUGAGCCAUGUUGUAAAGCGUCUCAUCGCACAUCCUGCGACAUAUGAUAAGAUCAUGUCCGACACCGAAGGCCAUCCCCAGCGUCGAGAAACAUGGAAGCGACUACUAGGGUUUCACUUGCGUGAGGUCGUUGCUUACCGACUCUGGCAGCGAAGGCAAUUGGGCCUGCGAUUCGGCCCCAUGCUGCGUCCACUGGGCAAUUUGGUCACGCUCCCUGGUGAACUGGUGGACGAGAAUUUAGGAGGGGGGCUUUUCCGGCAGCGCGCACGCUAUGAGAUCGCAGCGAUUGAGCUCGACCUGCUCAACGAAGAGCUACUUGACUCGUCCUUGUUGGAGCCGUUGCCGGGUCCGGAGCAUGUCGAGGCUCGAAGGAGGCUGGCGAUGCGGAGAGAACACGAUGGGCAGAUGUUCUACGAGCGCUUACUGCUCUUGCAACAACAGACCUUAUGUGUCGAUGCCGACAUUCCGCCCAUGCCGCCUGGAGGCUACAGCACGGCGUACUUAGACCCGCUCUUUUAUCAGCGGCACUGCUCCGAGAAAGCACUUUCGGCGUUUGCGCUGACAUUGGAUCUGAUCGUCGCUGCUUUGAAGGAGAUCGACGCCGAAGGCCUGAGUCAGACUUUGGAGGACCAUCUCUGCGGCAUGCCCCCCAGCAUUGAUCUGAAAAUUUCCCGCACGGGCGAAUGGCUCAUGACGUCCGCCACCCAUGUGGAGACGAACCGAUAUGGAGCCAACAGACGCCAGAACCGUAGGAAGGCCCCUAGUCCAGCCGCCAUGGCCAUGGUAACACAUUGAGCCCAGUGCCACGCUUGCUUUUAUUUAGCUCGUGUGCAAGUCGGCACCUUCCUCGUUUCCAUCUCCUCUUGCGACAGGCUUUCCAUUGCUUAAUCUUUGUACUUGGUGCCGUUGCCUUGCACUCGUGUUGUAUCAAUCACAGUCAAUCUGGAAAAUUCGGCCCGAAAGCCUUGC